Messenger RNA from Empidonax traillii (willow flycatcher), 778 nucleotides. It is a transcript of the gene OTOS, whose product is annotated as otospiralin. The transcript is spliced from 3 exons. The record is from RefSeq and is a predicted model, not a curated record. Lineage: Eukaryota; Metazoa; Chordata; Aves; Passeriformes; Tyrannidae. Gene Ontology annotation, biological process: sensory perception of sound. The coding region runs from base 119 to 532 and encodes 137 amino acids.
UCAGAGGAGCCUUUUGGAUUUAUGCCACCUUGAGGCAAAAUAUCAGUAAAUACUUCAGGUCUUUUAAUACUUUGUGUUGCUGUUGAGAAGAUGUAAGAAAAUGUAAUUGGAUCUUGUUAUGCCUGAAUUGAUAAUUAGACUUUAUUUUGGAAUGUAUUCUUCUAUUAAAAGAAGAAAUAAUAGACUUUGCAUAAUUAUUAAUCUAUUGCAACAUUCCUCAAUUGUACAGAUUACUUUUCAGAAACACGAGCAUUAUCUUGCAGAAAAGAUGACAUUUACUGGCUUAUUUUUCUGCUGUAUGCUGAUGAGCAUGCUAACAGAUGCCCGAUCCAUCCGGGAUGGAGAUGAUCUGUACCAGGAAGCUGUAGCCCUGCCAUACUGGCCCUUCUCCUCCAACGAUUUCUGGUCCUACGUGGAAUAUUUCCGGACCUUGGGAGCCUACAACAGGAUCAAUGAAAUGGCCAGGGCUUUCUUUGCCCAGUUCCCUUUUGGGAGCCACCUUGGCUACCACGUGCCUGACCAGGAGCACUGAGUGCCUCGCUCAGCUUUGCCAGAGCCAGUGCCAAGGUGUUUGGGUGAAUACCUGUCCAACAGCGAACACACACCUAGGCUGCCCUCAGCUGCUUUGUGAUACUCGCUGCAGUCACACACAGCAUUUCAUGCUUUAAAUUAACUUCCCUUUUACAAUUUAUGGGUGCCAAGGUGUUAGAGCGAAUACCUGCCAGUGAAUGCACCUGGGCUGCUGUCAGCCACUUUGUGAUACCCCAUACACAGAAUU